This is a messenger RNA of Argiope bruennichi, 2169 nucleotides long. Its product is annotated as FMRF-amide neuropeptides-like. NCBI's taxonomy places the organism in Eukaryota, Metazoa, Arthropoda, Arachnida, Araneae, Araneidae. The record is from RefSeq and is a predicted model, not a curated record. The coding region runs from base 15 to 1979 and encodes 654 amino acids. The transcript is spliced from 3 exons.
UUUUCACUUUAGCCAUGGCUGAAAGACACUGCUCGACUCUUGUCGCCCUCGCCAUCCUACUAGCUAUUUUUGCAGAAGUAUUGACGGUCCCGACUGAAGGAAAGUAUGAUAUUCCUUCUGGAAGACUUGAUGAAAAGCAGAAAGCUAUUUGGAAAAGAUCAUACAGGGUUCUAAGAGGAAUGUCGUAUUUACCACUUGAUAAAAUAGGAGGUGGAGUUGUACUCAGAGAAUUGCAAGAUGAACAACCAUUUGGAGAUUCCCAUCAGGAAGAAAAGAAUGCUAUCUACAAAAGAUCAGACAGAAUUCCAAGAGCAAUGCCUCUUGACAAAAUCGGAGGAGGAGUUGUACUCAGAGAAUUACAAGAAGAAUCCUCUGAGCAACCUAAAAGGGAACAAAAUAAGAAUGCUGGAAGAGAACGCCUCAGUGAUGAUUCUCAAAAAUUAAAAAGGAAGCGUAGAGAUGCUAAUGCCAUUGAUGAUAGCAUUUUACAGAAAACCUUUGAAGAAAUUGAUCCUUAUAAAUUUAAUUUCUUUAAAAAGAGAAAUUUUGAUGAGAUAGACCGAGCUGGUUUUCGAAACAUGGGCAAAAGAAAUUUCGAUGAGAUUGACAGAGCUGGUUUUCGGAACAUGGGUAAACGAAAUUUUGAUGAGAUAGAUCGAGCUGGUUUCCACAACUUAGGAAAAAGGAAUUUUGAUGAAAUAGACAGAGCAGGUUUCCAUAACUUAGGAAAAAGGAAUUUUGAUGAGAUCGAUCGAGCUGGUUUCCAUAACUUAGGAAAAAGGAAUUUUGAUGAAAUCGAUAGGGCAGGUUUCCAUAAUUUAGGGAAAAGAAAUUUUGAUGAAAUAGAUAGAGCAGGUUUCCAUAAUUUAGGGAAAAGGAAUUUUGAUGAAAUCGACAGGGCUGGCUUUCGUAAUAUGGGCAAAAGAAAUUUUGAUGAGAUAGAUCGAGCUGGUUUCCACAACUUAGGAAAAAGGAAUUUUGAUGAAAUAGACAGAGCAGGUUUCCAUAACUUAGGGAAAAGGAAUUUUGAUGAGAUAGAUCGAGCUGGUUUCCAUAACUUAGGAAAAAGGAAUUUUGAUGAAAUAGACAGAGCAGGUUUCCAUAACAUAGGGAAAAGGAAUUUUGAUGAAAUAGACAGAGCAGGUUUCCAUAACAUAGGGAAAAGGAAUUUCGAUGAAAUAGACAGAGCCGGUUUCCGAAAUAUGGGCAAAAGAAAUUUUGAUGAAAUAGAUCGAGCUGGUUUUCAUAACUUGGGAAAAAGAAAUUUUGAUGAAAUCGACAGAGCGGGAUUCCGCAGUAUGGAUAAAAGAAAUUUUGAUGAAAUCGAUAGAGCUGGAUUUCGAAGCAUGGGAAAACGAAAUUUUGAUGAAAUAGAUAGGGCUGGAUUUCGUAGUAUGGGAAAGAGAAAUUUUGAUGAGAUAGAUAGAGCAGGAUUUCAUAUGUUAGGAAAAAAGAAUUUUGACGAAAUUGAUCGUUCAGGGUUUUCUAACAUUGGUAAACGAGUUUUUGAUGAAAUUGAUCGAUCAGGAUUCACAAGUAUUGGUAAACGAACUUCAGAAAAUCCAGAAAUAUCAUUGCCCAUAAUUGAUAAAUUUCUGCUUAACAAUGCUGAGAGUUAUCCUCCAGGAUUUCUGCUGAAAAACAUUGGAAUAGAAAAUGAUAGCAGUAUGGGUAAAGUGUAUGAUAUGAACAUGCAUGAGGAAGAUAAGAGAAAUUUUGAUGAAAUUGAUAGAUCUGGUUUUAACAAUAUAGGUAAAAGGAACUUCGACGAAAUAGAUAGAGUUGGAUUCAACCAUAUUGGAAAAAGGCAGGUCGACAAAGCAGCUAAAGCUCCUUUCAGCAAAGAGGAUUCAAGUCAUGGCAGUGAAAAUCAAGUAUAUGGGUCAGUAUACAGUGCAGCAAAUAGAGCAAUGGGCUCUAUAUUAAAUCCUACUACGCCGAAGGAUGCAAAGAUCUCUUCAAUCAUCAAAGAGAAAUAAGAAUAGUUAAAAACAUUAUUUACUUGUCGUGAAGUUGUUCCCGCCAAAUGUUCAGAAGAAUAUUUCACAAUAAAACAGUUAUACUUCUCUGCACUGCUGUCAAGAGUUAUGUAUUCCUGAAGAUAUCAUUUGAAUGUAGAUUGUAGAUGCCAAAACAACACAUGAAAUAAAAAGUGUUAAAUAUUUAAAA